Messenger RNA from Zootoca vivipara (common lizard), 3020 nucleotides. RefSeq lists its product as uncharacterized. Gene Ontology annotation, cellular component: nucleoplasm; nucleus. Gene Ontology annotation, molecular function: RNA polymerase II cis-regulatory region sequence-specific DNA binding; DNA-binding transcription repressor activity, RNA polymerase II-specific. The record is from RefSeq and is a predicted model, not a curated record. NCBI's taxonomy places the organism in Eukaryota, Metazoa, Chordata, Lepidosauria, Squamata, Lacertidae. Gene Ontology annotation, biological process: regulation of cytokine production; regulation of immune system process; negative regulation of transcription by RNA polymerase II.
GCCCCCUCUUCCGGUCCCGCCACCUCGUGUGGUCUCUUUCAGCUUGUCUGAGGCGGAACCUGCAGCUUCUGAGCUCCUCAGGAAGGACCAAAGCGACUGAACCUACAAACCUAGCAAGGAUGGCAGGAGGAAGAUGGACAGUUGACCUUAUCAGACUGCCUCCUGCAUCCCUCCCCAAAACCUCUGAGCAUUUUCUGCCAGGGCCCUCAGAGACAUCUGGAAGGAUGAAAGCGGCUGAACCUGCAAACCGAGCAAGGAUGGAAGGAGGAAGAUGGACAGUUGACCUUAUUAGACUGCCUCCUGCAUCCCUCCCCAAAACCUCUGAGCAUUUUUUCCCAGGGCCCUCAGAGAUAUCUGUAUGUGAUGGAAACAAUAGUCAGAGUUCCAAGAAGUCACCUGGAAUUUUAUUGAAGAAACCAUUUAAAUGUACAAAAUGUGGAAAGUCGUUCAGCCGGAAAGAACACCUUACAAAACAUUGGCGAACUCACACAGGGGAGAAACCAUUUCAGUGUAUGGAGUGUGGAAAGACAUUUGCUGAUUCUGGAAGCCAUAGAACACAUCAGCGGAUUCACACAGGAGAAAAACCAUUUAAAUGCAUAGAGUGUGGAAAAUGCUUCAGUGUGAGGGGAAGUCUUAUUGUUCAUCAACUCACUCACACAGGGGAGAAACCUUUUAAAUGUUUGGAGUGCGGAAAGAGCUUCAGUCAAAGUGGAAACUUUAGGAAACAUCUACAAAUUCACACAGGGGAGAAACCUUUUAAAUGUUUGGAGUGCGGAAAGAGCUUCAUUGAUCAUGCGUCCCUUAGUUCGCAUCAAAGAAUUCACACAGGGGAGAAGCCAUUCAAAUGUAUGGAGUGCGGAAAGUCUUUCAAAUGGAAUCAGAACCUUGCUAUACACCAGCGAACUCACACAGGGAAGAAGCUAUUUGAGUGUAUGGAGUGCAGAAAGUGUUUCAAGUGGAAACAUUACCUUAAAAUACACCAGCAAACUCACACAGGGGAGAAACCAUAUGAAUGUAUGGAGUGUGGAAAGUGUUUCAAGUGGAAACAAUACCUUACUUUACACCAGCGAACUCACACAGGGGAGAAACCAUAUGAAUGUAUGGAGUGUGGGAAGUGUUUCAGGUGGAAGCAUUACCUUACUACACACCAGAGAACUCACACAGGGGAGAAGCCAUUUAAAUGUAUGGAGUGUGGGAAGACUUUCACGGAUAGUGGAAGCCAUGCAAAACAUUUACGAAUUCACACAGGGGAGAAACCAUUUAAAUGUAUGGAGUGUGGGAAGACUUUCACAGAAAGUCGAAACCAUAGAACACAUCAGCGGAUUCACACAGGAGAAAAACCGUUUAAAUGUAUGGAGUGUGGAAACUGCUUCAAUCAAAGUUGCAACCUUAAAAAACAUCUACGAAUCCACACAGGGGAGAAACCCUUUAAAUGCACGGAGUGUGGAAAGUGCUUCAGUGAGAGGGGAAGUCUUAAUAUUCAUCUACGGUCCCACACAGGGGAGAAACCAUUUGAAUGUAUGGAGUGUGGGAAGAUGUCCGCUGACAGUGGAAGCCAUGCAAAACAUUUACGAAUUCACACAGGAGAAAAACCGUUUAAAUGUAUGGAGUGCGGAAACUGCUUCAAUCGAUGUGAAAACCUUAAAAAACAUCUACAAAUUCACACAGGAGAAAAACCAUUUAAAUGUAUGGAGUGUGGAAAGCGCUUCAGUCAAAGUGGAAGCCUUAAAAAACAUCUACGAAUUCACACAGGGGAGAAACCCUUUAAAUGCACAGAGUGUGGAAAGUGCUUCAGUGAGAGGGGAAGUCUUAAUAUUCAUCUACGGUCCCACACAGGGGAGAAACCAUUUAAAUGUAUGGAGUGUGGGAAGAUGUCCGCUAACAGUGGAAGCCAUGCAAAACAUCUACAAAUUCAUACAGGGGAGAAACCAUUUAAAUGUAUGGAGUGUGGGAAGCGCUUCCGUCAAAGAGGAACACUUAGAAAACAUCAACAAACUCACACAGGAUAAAAAAAGCAUUUAAAUGUGUGCAGUGUGGAAAGUGGUUCAGCUAGUAAUCACACCUUCACAUCAACAAAUUUACAUCUGGAAGAAACCAUUUAAAUGCAUGGAGUGUGGAAAGAGCUUCAGUGAAAGUGGAAUGUUCAUAUACAUCAGCGAAUUCACAUAGGAGAAACAUUUUAAAUAUAUGGAAUGUGGAACAAUUUUCACUCACAUUUCACUCUUAUCACAUAGAUAGAGCCAUAAAAUCAUAUAAUGGGAAGGGCCCCAAGGGACAUCUAGUCCAACGUGCUGCAAUGCUAAAAUCUCAAUGGAAGAUUUAAGCAAUGAAGGGGAGUCCACAACCCACCAAAGGAGUUUGUUCCCCUGUUGAAAAGCUCUUAUUGUCAGAAAGUUCUUCCUGAUGUUAGUCAGAAUCCGCACUUCAAUCAAUUUGCUAACUCCCAUCUUCUUAAAAUAAGAGCUAAUCUGAUCAUGUAGUUUUGCAUUUAGAAGUUUAAUAAGUUUCACGAUCAAUUAUACUGGCUGAUGUACGGUGUUAAAUAUAUGUGUUUAAUAUGUAUAAGAUGUGGCGUAUGAAUGAAUUGUAUUUGAAGCGAUAUAAAGAGAAGUUUGCAUUAGACAGGAGAGGUUUGUCUGUAACAAAUAGUGGGGUGUUUGGAGGUUUGGAGACCUGGGUCUCCAGCUGUUUUUGGACUACAGUUCCAAUCAUUCCUGACUACUGGUCCUGCUAGCUAGGGAUGAUGGGAAUUGUAGUCCAUAAACAGCUGGAGAACCAAGUUUGGAAAACCCUGGGCUUAAUGGUGACUCAUUGCUAGAAAACCGAGUGGUCUAUUUUGGCAGAAAAUGGAACCUGAGAACUCAGUGGAGCAAUGUAUUAAUUUGUAUCUUUGUAAGCUUCCCAAAAAGCUUCCCUUGUGACCCACUAGAGAUCCCACACUGGGGAGAAACCAAUCAAGUGCAUAGAAUGUGGCAAAAAAAAUCAACAAAAUCACCUUGUGAUCCACCAGAGAUCCCACA